Molecule: messenger RNA, 1661 nt
Organism: Pan troglodytes (chimpanzee)
Lineage: Eukaryota; Metazoa; Chordata; Mammalia; Primates; Hominidae
Gene: GSTO1
Product: glutathione S-transferase omega 1
Biological process (GO): L-ascorbic acid metabolic process; glutathione metabolic process
Cellular component (GO): cytoplasm
Molecular function (GO): glutathione transferase activity; glutathione dehydrogenase (ascorbate) activity
Source: RefSeq, marked provisional
AACCCCAGAGGAGCUCGGCCUGCGCUGCGCCACGAUGUCCGGGGAGUCAGCCAGGAGCUUGGGGAAGGGAAGCGCGCCCCCGGGGCCGGUCCCGGAGGGCUCGAUCCGCGUCUACAGCAUGAGGUUCUGCCCGUUUGCUGAGAGGACGCGUCUGGUCCUGAAGGCCAAGGGAAUCAGGCAUGAAGUCAUCAAUAUCAACCUGAAAAAUAAGCCUGAGUGGUUCUUUAAGAAAAAUCCCUUUGGUCUGGUGCCAGUUCUGGAAAACAGUCAGGGUCAGCUGAUCUACGAGUCUGCCAUCACCUGUGAGUACCUGGAUGAAGCAUACCCAGGGAAGAAGCUGUUGCCGGAUGACCCCUAUGAGAAAGCUUGCCAGAAGAUGAUCUUAGAGUUGUUUUCUAAGGUGCCAUCCUUGGUAGGAAGCUUUAUUAGAAGCCAAAAUAAAGAAGACUAUGCUGGCCUAAAAGAAGAAUUUCGUAAAGAAUUUACCAAGCUAGAGGAGGUUCUGACUAAUAAGACGACGACCUUCUUUGGUGGCAAUUCUAUCUCUAUGAUUGAUUACCUCAUCUGGCCCUGGUUUGAACGGCUGGAAGCAAUGAAGUUAAAUGAGUGUGUAGACCACACUCCAAAACUGAAACUGUGGAUGGCAGCCAUGAAGGAAGAUCCCACAGUCUCAGCCCUGCUUACUAGUGAGAAGGACUGGCAAGGUUUCCUAGAGCUCUACUUACAGAACAGCCCUGAGGCCUGUGACUAUGGGCUCUGAAGGGGACAGGAGUCAGCAAUAAAGCUAUGUCUGAUGUUUUCCUUCACUAAUAUGAAUAAUAGCAUGCUUUUAUUUUACCAAGGGUUCAGGUUGCAUGGGAUCAUCUUCUCUGACUGAUGUGACAUCAACAGCCGAACGGUGGGGUCUCCUUAACGCCCCCCUACAGAAAUGAAAAUGCAUUUCCUGUCUCAGGAUGCUGAAACGACUCUGAGGGUUCUAUCACAGUCCAUGCUGAAAACCCCCAAAUUAUCAUCUUUAGCAAAAUCUGGACUUGAAUCUUUUUUUUUUUUGAGACGGAGUUUCACUCUUGCUGACCAGGAUGGAGUGCAAUGGCCUGAUCUCAGCUCACCGCAACCUCCGCCUCCUGAGUUCAAGCGAUUCUCCUGCCUCAGCCUCCUGAGUAGCUGGGAUUACAGGCAUGCGUCACCACGCCUGGCUAAUUUGUUUGUAUUUUCAGUAGAGAAGGGGUUUCUCCAUGUUGGUCAGGCUGGUCUCGAACUCCCGACCUCAGGUGAUCCGCGUGCCUCGGCCUCCCAAAGUGGCAUGAGCCACCGUACCCGUCCACAAUCUAACUUUAUAACUGCUCACAGGAAAUACCCACUCAGUUACCCUGUUGUGUGAUUUCAUGAGAUGCUCUCUUGUUGCUUGUCUUCUGGUUUCUUAGUUGAGAAGCUUUCAAUUCCUCCUUCUUUCAUUUCCAUCAUCAACUUAAUUUCACAUUCUCUCUGUUGUUGGCACUGAAGACCAGACGCGCAUUAGCCCAAAGCUGGGUGGCUGGGCAGACUCCUAUUUGGUCUCCCUGUCUCUAACCCCUUCAAAUCCUUCCUAUCAAAUCCCAUGUUGGGCACACAGGUGGUGUCCCAUUUAUGUAAUUAAAUACUGUGUAUGCUGCAUCAGUCAA